Oncorhynchus tshawytscha (Chinook salmon) is the source of this 591-nucleotide messenger RNA. Its product is annotated as mitochondrial import receptor subunit TOM6 homolog. Lineage: Eukaryota; Metazoa; Chordata; Actinopteri; Salmoniformes; Salmonidae. Gene Ontology annotation, cellular component: mitochondrial outer membrane translocase complex. The transcript has 3 exons. The coding region runs from base 6 to 206 and encodes 66 amino acids. The record is from RefSeq and is a predicted model, not a curated record.
UUAAGAUGAGCGCAGCUGGGAAAAAGGCUAUCGGGGCACCGGGUUAUGGUGUCGUGGAAUGGAUCAGUACCGCAUGUCGAUUUGCUACAGAUAGAAAUGAUUUCAGAAGGAACCUUCUGGUCAACUUGGGACUCUUUGCAGCUGGAGUUUGGGUUGCCAGGAAUCUCUCAGAUUUUGACCUGAUGUCCCCUCAACCAAUCAUCUAGUGCAAUAACAAGAUGGAUAUCGUGAGAGGUGUCUCGGACCAAAAUGUCAGUCAUAAGGACAAGAUCUUGGGCUUGUUUGACAUUGCAGGUGAAUGCCGACUGACUGAUCUGCAAAGGACUUUGCAUCAUAAAUAACAUCUUGUUAUUUUAUUUGUAGGUCAGUCAGGUCAAUUUACCUAUUAUUCAUUAGGGUUUUGAUCCUCUCGAACGUGGCCAUUUACUUUAUAUUUACUGUGUUGGCACAAAAUCAUUGUUUGUUGGUGAUAGUCUGGAAACUGGUGUGCCUGCCUGCUUAAUACAUUAUUAAAACUGUAUGACAUUGCUUUCAGUAUCUCAACAUUUUAUGUAAUUGUUAACUUAAUGCAAUAAAUAACCAUGUAAAUAA